Striga hermonthica is the source of this 861-nucleotide messenger RNA. Lineage: Eukaryota; Viridiplantae; Streptophyta; Magnoliopsida; Lamiales; Orobanchaceae. The record is from the annotation of a GenBank genome assembly.
AUGGCCCUAGCAAACAAGAAUCACAACCCUAAUGAAUCAACCAUGGCCAUCAUGCAGCAAGCAAGCGCGUUUUACGAGCACGACUUCAAGAAUUCUUCGUUAAUUCACGAUUCCUCCAGCUCGGACGACAUGCACGUUUUAUCGUGCAAGCAUCAUCAUCAUCAUCAGAAGAAGAAGAAGAAGAGUAGUGUUUAUGAAGAAAGCCGGGACAAGGACGAAUUCGGGCUCGCCAAGAAUCUCGUGAUCAACAACUCAUCCCCAGUCUCUAGCCGCAGCAGCACAAACUCCAGCGGUUUAGGUUAUCGUCGUCACUCUCAUCACAACUUGUCGGACGAGGGCAAUUCGGUAAUUCGCUUCAGGUCCGAUUAUGGCCGUAGUUUCGCGCAUGCCGGCGGACCCCUCUUCAGCCUCAAUCAGCAAAAUACAAUCACUAAUGGGAUUGAAGAGCCUACGAAACAUGAACUGAGCAGUAAUAAACGCCCAUCCACGGGAGAAAUUAGUGUGCAAGCUAUUAAGAAGAAGCAGAGUGUUGUGAGCUCAAGUAAUUAUAGUGGUUCAAACAAGUCAAAACCAAAGGCGGCGUCCACAUCGAAGGAUCCACAAAGUGUUGCGGCUAAGAAUCGAAGGGAAAGGAUUAGCGAACGAUUGAAGAUAUUACAAGAUCUUGUCCUGAAUGGUUCCAAGGUUGAUUUGGUGACAAUGCUUGAGAAGGCAAUGAGCUAUGUUAAGUUUCUCCAGUUGCAAGUGAAGGUAUUGGCAACUGAUGAGUUUUGGCCAGCACAAGUUGGAAAAGCUCCAGAUCUAUCUCAGGUUAGGGAGGCAAUUGACGCUAUUCUUGUCUCUCAAUGGGACCGAAACUGA